Messenger RNA from Aphanomyces astaci, 1188 nucleotides. RefSeq lists its product as hypothetical. NCBI's taxonomy places the organism in Eukaryota, Oomycota, Saprolegniomycetes, Saprolegniales, Verrucalvaceae. The coding region runs from base 43 to 957 and encodes 304 amino acids. The transcript has 2 exons. The record is from RefSeq and is a predicted model, not a curated record.
UUCCCCUGUGCCUUUCUUGUGCUUGCUGCAUGGAACCAACGCAUGGACCUCGCAAUGACAUCUCCGUGUGAUCCAGACGUCGCGGCAGCGUCGGCGGCAGAGACGGUGGCCCCUCCCACUCCACAAGAGCCACCACCACCCGGGAACGAUCUCAUCGACAUUGCCUGCAUCCUCGAGUUCACGUCGCCGCACAAAGACGCGUUCGACGAGUUUAUCCUUGCGUCGUUCAACCGCCUUCACAUGCCGAUGGUCAAGUGUUCACGCAAAUCCCGCGUGGAUCUUGUGGAUGGCCGUGCCGUGAAGGAGAUCUGUACACAAAAGUACCGAUGCGAUCUGGGCGGCCGACCCACGCCCAAGAAGGACGGAGUCAAGACGCGACGUUCCAAAAGCAAGCGCCUCGACUGCUCGUUCAGUUUCAACGCGACGAUGCUCAAAACCACGCGGGUAUGGGGCAUCACGGUUGAAUCCAAGGCCAGGAUAUUGGGCUCGUGGGGUUCCGAGCAUCAUGGCCAUUGCCACGUGCUCGACGACCAGCAGCUGCGCGUGCGGCGGCUGGCUCCGGACGCCGCGGACGUCCCUGACGCCAACCGACUCGAUCACACCAAUGGACAGUGGGUGUUUGACAGUGUCACAUCCAGGUUGCGCCACCACCCCAAUGGCACAUCAUCUCGUCCUUCGCAUCCCCCAUCACACCAUCGCCCGUCGUCUGUGGAAGCCGUCACUACGACCAACCCCAAUCCGUCGACAGAAGACCCCGACCCGACGUCGCUCGGCAGCCUCAUGGCGCAGUCCUCGUCCAUCCUCACCGCGCUCAUGCAAGCAGAAACCCUGGAAGCGUCGGCAAAAAGCGAAGCCGUGCUGCGAUCGGUGCAUGACCACGCCAACACGUUGCGAUUGGCGCUGGAACAGCUAACCGCCACGAUCAAAGCUCAUCACACGCACAAGCAGCAGCCGUGACAUGCCACCAUAUAAUGAGCCGCAAAUAUGAUUUAAAGUUACUUGUUAGAUGGCGAUGUGAACAUCAAUGUGAUUUCACACUUUGUGUGGGGCAGUUAUUAAUAAUACAAUAUAAUUUGAGGGGUUAUGACGUGAGCUGGUCGGAAAAAGCGACGAUCCACGCUGGGUCCAUCGGGGAAAUGGCAGAAACAAGAGCAGCGCGGUGCUGUCGACAUUGAGCCAGUACGCGUU